AUGUUGCACUUCAGCCUCGUCGCCUUUACGGCUUCAGCCUUCCUUGCUGUUGCCUCACCCCUGGAUAAACGACAGUACCCAAUAACCUGCAGCCCCUCUGCCCCGUGCCUCACGUAUACCGGAACCAAGGUCUUCUUCGCAGCGCAAACGGACGGCUCGUGUCCGUCGGUGACUGCGCCGCCAGCCGUUGACCUCCCCGCGGUGACGCCUACGGACCAGCCGGAGCUGUGCUUCUACCCGACCUUGAAUUACUGCCAGAUGGGCUCGUCCGCGGCCAUGACGGCCAUGAGCAGCCUUGCAACCGCGCUCUACAACGCCCAGUCGUCUGGCGCUGUGCUGUGCGGCGCGACCAAGACGGCGAACCUGGCUAUCAUCCCACCGGCGUCCCCAGUGGAGGUGACUCCGGUCUCAGAAAUCACCGUCGAAGCUCAGCCCGGCCGCUGA
This is a messenger RNA of Verruconis gallopava, 444 nucleotides long. RefSeq lists its product as uncharacterized. The record is from RefSeq and is a predicted model, not a curated record. Lineage: Eukaryota; Fungi; Ascomycota; Dothideomycetes; Venturiales; Sympoventuriaceae. The transcript has 2 exons. The coding region runs from base 1 to 444 and encodes 147 amino acids.